AUGGAAAACGUUAAUAUUUCCAAUAAAACGGCGCUAACGCCAAAAUUCGACGAUGGAGUCGGAAUAUGGUAUUGGUUUCUACGAGGGAUAAUUGGGUUGGUGAUUUUGGCGGGAAAUGGUCCUGUAAUCUACCUCAUUGCCACGCGCCACCGGCUUCAAACGACGUCUAACUGGUUUAUUCUGUCCCUUUCUGUCGCUGAUCUUUUGGUCGGAGUAUUUGUGAUUCCCGUUUCUACAUCUUGCUCUCUUUUAACGAAUUGCAACGACGCAGUUAUGAUCCUCUUCUUUGACCUUUUGCUGUUCGUUUCCAUUGGCAACAUGUGUGCGAUGACCGCUGACCGUUACCUCUCUGUUGUAAAACCGCUGACCUAUUUCCAGAACAUGACCAACUCGCGUGUUCUUCAGUGGAUAGUCGCGGCUUGGAUGAUUCCAAUUUCCUUUUCAGUCAUUCCCUUCGCUUGGAUUAUCUCUAAAUCAGCGAAGCGGAAAAAGAGAGCAGAGAUGAUCUAUGGAACAAUCCAAAUCGUCAGCUUUAACAUCCUUCCGUGUGUCGUAAUGCUGCUCAUCUAUGGACACAUUUUCGUAGUUUCUCGAAAACAUUCUCGGCAAAUCCGCGCCCUGUGUGUGGAACAGAACGCAGGGAGAUCGAGAGCUUUAAAUUCACGACGAAUGAAGCAAGAAAGAUCGGCAACAAGGGUCUUUAGUCUGGUUUUGCUGAUAUUUGUGUUGUGUUGGUUGAUAUCCGCAUAUCGACAUUUCUGCAGUUAUUUUAAACUGUCGUGUCCCAUUUCUUCUGGAACAGUACUUUCAUCCCGUUUGUUAAUGGUAGCGAACUCGGCUAUUAAUCCGUUUAUUUAUGCAUUAUUAAAGGAGGACAUCAAGAGAGAAGUGAAAAGAAAGCUCUGUAGAAGACGAGGGGAGGUUGAAGCAUUUACUUCAUCUUUACAAAGUGGCAGUCGCUAA
Messenger RNA from Porites evermanni, 963 nucleotides. The record is from the annotation of a GenBank genome assembly. Lineage: Eukaryota; Metazoa; Cnidaria; Anthozoa; Scleractinia; Poritidae.